Molecule: messenger RNA, 678 nt
Organism: Morchella importuna
Lineage: Eukaryota; Fungi; Ascomycota; Pezizomycetes; Pezizales; Morchellaceae
Exons: 8
Coding region: 1-678 (225 amino acids)
Source: RefSeq, a predicted model, not a curated record
AUGUUGCUUGCAGACUCAGAGAUGGGAGACUUCGAUACUGGGCAGCAUAGUCCGGAACGCUUACCAACCGUGACCGCCCUCGAUAUCUAUCUUAAUCUUGCAUCAUCUGCCGUUGGCUCUGUCGUUAUCCGCCGACCAAAUCCUAUCCGGACAGAUCGAUUUUCUGGUCACCUUAUUCUAGAUCUAAUACUGGUAAGACUGUCGCGCCUGCAGUCCCCUUCUGCGCCAAUUCUCACUCGAACCCCUGCACCCUUUUUUGUUGCGGGUGCCGAGCCAGCCAAUAGCAGGAGACCCCAGCAGCCUCCCAGUCAACCCUUUCCUCCGCCUGGUUCGUUCAGACUGGAGGGUGGCCCUCGCUCUCCGCAGGACCACUCACGAGGAGGGGAAUUCCAUCAAACUGCUCUCUUCACUCACUCGAUUGCGCCGUCCCAACCCCCUCACACACCCAUAUCCGUUCCCUUUCUCUUCCCCCGGCAAGUCCAAGUCGAAAGUCCCUCGCCAGAGUCUGAACGGUUUGACACCUCUCGCCGUAACCCCUGUUCGACCGCCCAGCCUCCAAUCCAGCCUCUCUAUACCAGACGAGACGACGGAGGCAGCGAAAGAGAAAUCAUUGUAGAAAAAAAAGAAGACAGAAAGCCAGUCAAGGCGCAACUGGAGCUUCACGACAUUUCAUUUUAA